Molecule: messenger RNA, 7068 nt
Organism: Varanus komodoensis (Komodo dragon)
Lineage: Eukaryota; Metazoa; Chordata; Lepidosauria; Squamata; Varanidae
Gene: SHROOM3
Product: shroom family member 3
Exons: 9
Coding region: 196-5808 (1870 amino acids)
Biological process (GO): actin filament organization
Cellular component (GO): cortical actin cytoskeleton; apical plasma membrane; apical junction complex
Molecular function (GO): actin filament binding
Source: RefSeq, a predicted model, not a curated record
GCAGCAAAGGGACAGACUGACCUUGCGGAGUCCCAUUCCUUCAGUCCCGAAUGUCUCAACCCUGACUCGCGGUAUAGCAAAACAGCAUGGUCAGGUGGAGUUAAACUACGACUGAAGAACAGACGAAGUGACCCGGUGGGCCGACCACACUCCUGGCAUCCAGCCAAGUUCAUUGAGAACCAACCCGAUCUCAGUAUGAUGCAAAUAUCUCAGGGUAUGAUUGGCAAUCCUUGGCAUCAAGCCUACCAUUCCAGUUCCUCGACGAGUGAUCUCUCCAGCUACGACCAUGGCUUUUUGAGAAGAAGCCCCGACCAGUACAGCUCCAGGGGGAGCAUGGAGAGCUUGGACCAUGCCACCGCGGGGUUCUCCCAUCACCCCUGCCACCUCUCGCCGGCCAAAUCCACCAACAGCAUCGACCAGCUCGCCCACCUCCACAGCAAGAGGGAUUCCGCCUACAGCUCCUUCUCAACCAACUCCAGCACCCCUGAAUACCCCGUCCCUGCGUUCGGCAAGGAGCGGUCCUACUCGGUGGAGAACGUGCAUUCCCGGGGCAGAUCCCAGGAGGGGGGCAUGCGGCAGGCGGACAUCAGGUACAUCAAAACCGUCUACAAUGCCCAGCGAGGAGUGUCAGAGGAAUACGAGGUGAAUUCCUCUGCUCUCUUGCCACGCACUGAGGCCCAGGCUAAAGGUUACCGCUCCAGUAGGUCGCACGGCUCUAGCAAAGGUCCCCCGACCCGCAGUUCAUCUGACGGCGAGAGCCAGUAUAUGAAGGGGCCUCCCAUGCCGCCUGCCCGAAGUGAUAGUUACGCCGCAAUAAGGCACCACGAGAGGCCCAGCUCCUGGUCUAGCCUGGAGCACAGGAAGUCCGGCAGAGUCCAUCCCAAAAGCGGCUGGCCCCACCUGGGCCCAGGCACGCCUUCUCCAGGGCCCUUCCAGAAACCCGCGUUCCUCGAAGGACAGCUCCACACCGUGGUGGAGAAGAGCCCAGAGAGCAGUCCCGUAAUGAAGCCCAAGCAGGUCUACUCCCAAGCCGCUCAACCGGGGCAGCCUUUGCUUCCUACGGGGGUUUACCCUGUACCUUCCCCCGAGCCACACUUUGCCCAGGUCCCUCCUGCUUCGGCGAGCCACAGCGGGACGCUUUAUCCAGCGCUCGCCAAAGAGAGCGGGUAUGUGCCACCCCCUGCGUCUGCUCCGGCUUCCUAUGAGAGUGCUGCUGCCCGCAGGCAGCCUUCUGGCCUGGAUGAGAAUGGAAACCACAGUGUUCCCGGCAAGGCUGCCAUCUUUUACCAGCCUGAGUACGUCUCCCCAGCGGCAGGGAAAAAGAAGGAGGUGGGGGAGAUAGCUGCCACAUUUGCCUUGUACAGAACUCAUCCCCUGGGGUACCCGACAUCUCCUACACUGGAGGAAUUAGAACCCCCUCCUGUGGCGGCACCCACAGUCCAGGAAGGCGCAAGAAAUGCACAGCACUCGAACCACAGUGCCCAGCCGUGGCAGCCUCACCUGAGGGAUGGCAGGGACAGCAGAGCCCACCACCCCACAAAGGAGUAUGGCUCAGGGGAGCAGCUAGACAGCAAGGGUGCUCACCUGCAGAAAGGUGAGGUGGAUUCCACCACCACACUGAACCAGUGGAGCUCCUCCAGUAAAGCCGAACAUGGGUUUUCCUCCUUGCAAAACAUCCCGGAAAGCACCAGGCUGCAAAACAGCAGCGAUUGGAAGGAGGCGCAGCUGUGUAAGAGGUACUCCGGUGCCAACUGGCACUUCAUAAGUUACAGCAGCCAAGAGGAGAAGGAUUGUGAGGGACCAUUUGCUGAGCACGGGCAGGAUGCAGAAUGGCAAGGCUUGGAAGCCCACCAGGACACCGCUGCUAAUGCAGAGCACAGCCAUGGUGUGGAGCCAAAGUACGAGGAACUGUCUUCUCCACAGCCACCAAAGACAUCCGACUUCAGCGUUCGGCGGCUCAGUUCCAGCAGCAGCCAAAGCUUUCAGAAUGGUCCGUAUGGCAAAAUGGAAUCCAGAAAGGCCCGGUGUUCUGUUCUGGAGAAAGUCAACAAGAUAGAGCAACGUGAACAAGGCAGCCAGUGGCCACAGAGUUUGAAUGCAAACAGUUUUGCUCAGAACUAUGGGUUUAAAAGGCUCGGCCGUAACAGUAUUGAGGACAUUCAAAAUAGACCUAUCUCUCAGGAGCGUGGUCAGUUGCCAAGUGAACAUGGCAGGCUGGCCAGCGUUAACAGCUCAGACUUGACCCCAUAUGUGCAACAACCGAGUGAGAACGAGACUGGCAAACCGGAGAGGGUUCUUUGGCCUUCUGCAGAGCAGCCAGGCAUAGCUGCACCUCCUGCUGCAGCAGUGACAGCGCAGCAGGGCCUCUACUGUGGUGGGCCCUUUGAAAAUGGUGCACAGCUACAGGCUGAGCAGCUGCAGCGGAGCAGAAGUACCUUCCAGGUGCUGGAGGAACCUGAGAAGGGGGUCUUCUGGAAGGGGACUGCUCAGGACUUGAAUGGCUCGCAGCUGGACAUCCCCUUUAACAGGGCAUACAGGAACAGGAUCAAAGAUGCCCAGUCGAGGGUUUUGAGGGCCACGUCCUUCAGGCGCAAAGACCUCAACUUUAGCCCUCCAUUUGGGAAGGAGCCCAAAAGAAGCGCACAGAGGCCGGCUUCGGCGCAUCUCGGGAUGAGGAGCCCUGCGGUGUCCCCUCAUACCCCGAAGGAGAGACACAGCAUUACGCCAACGGAGGUGAAGGUGGCUUAUACCAAUAAAGGAAAUCUUCCUGGGGCUCUGCACAUUCCCCGUAUUGGCGGUCGGAAACGCCUGACCGCCGAACAGAAAAAGAGGUCGUACUCGGAGCCAGAGAAGAUGAAUGAGGUUGGUGUAUCCGACGGUGAUCUCUCGCCCUUCUCCCGUCAGAAGAAGCUCCCCCAGUUUGUUUUUCCAGAGAACACGGUGGCAGACAGACGCAAGAUCUUCGAGAGGGAGAACAAGGCGUGCUCCACCAUCAAUCUUUCCAAGCCGGAGCUGAAGCAGCUGCAACAGAACGCCCUGGCAGAUUACAUCGAACGUAAGACUGGGAAGCGCCCGUCGUCUGCGUCCCAUGAUACCAGCCUCCUGCGGGAGGGCCCUCCAACCCCGUACCUGCAGGUGGGUGGCCAAGAUGGCCAAGCCCUUUCGUCUGCUUCCAGCAUGAAUUCCCUUCAGGACCAGAGCUUUAACCUUCGCAGGGAGUCCCUGGAGCACAUCCCGAGAGCAGGGCGGGGCUUUGCUAGUCUCCCUCCUGGGCUUACAGGCUUUUUCGAUCUUGGUGGGUUUGAGAGCAAGAAGGCGGCCCACUCAAACACCUCCUUUCCCCAUUGGCUGAAAAUAGAUCGGCAUCAUGACCACAGAGCCAAUCCGGAACUCACGAAAAGCACUCAGACAGAUCUUGACAUAUGUGCCAAGCCUUGCCAUGAUACCCAAGCCCCAGAGAAAAAGCCGGCCCUGAUCAGGAAGCCUGGGAAGUCAGCAUCUGCAGAAGACUUGCUGGAGAGAUCCGAAAACCAGGCAGUUGCUGUGCACGUCCGAUCCAGGUCAUCUCCCAUAGCUGAUAAGAAGUGCCAGGACUUGCUGAUGGGAGACAAGACUGCAUUCAGUCACUUUGUGAAAGAUCCUUUCUAUGUGGUGGAUGCUGGAAGCAGAUUAUUUGGCAGUAAAGAAAGAGGUCAGACUGGCACAUCAGCGUUCACCCAGUAUCAUCCCCACCCUCGUCCAAGUGGUGAGGGCGUUGGUAGUUCAUCUGUACUGAGUGAGAGCCAGAAGGCCCUCGAUCGUCUCAGGCACAUCAGCAGAACAUCUGCAUCCGUCUCGCCUUCAGCAGAUGCGAAGGGUCACCAUCCCGACUCAAAGAGGACGGGCAGGCCCCAUACUUCUCCCAGAUCUGGCUGGUCUAAUGCUGCUAAUGCCACACCAGCCUCACUGCAUUUUCUAGGGACUGCGGAAGGCCUCCUCACAAAAUGGCAGCCCAAACCUGAUCAGGAGGGUACAGGGCAGCCCCACGUUCUGGAGGGGGAUGAUAGUCUGCCCAAGGAACUGACAGAAGAAGCAUCUUGGAGGUGGAAGUCUGCUGUGCCUCAGAGAUGUCUCCCACCUAAAAUUAAAUGGGUCAAAGAUGCCGGCCUCCCAAAGAGCUGCACGCCUCCUCAGACAAGUGGGCAGAAAGUCUUCCAGCAGUGGCCAAACCUUCCCUCCCAAAGCAGCUCCAGUUCUGAGACAGGGACUGCUUCUGGGCCAGGAAGAUUCUCCCUCCGCAUCUCAGAAUCCUGUCUGCAGGAGUCUCCUCCGCUGACCCGUCGGGAAGAGGAGGACGACGACGACGACGUUUUCUUUAGUGAGCCACUGCCUCGUUCCGUGGGGUCUUCAUCCGAGUGCUCUCCCCCUCCCUUGCCUCCGCCUCCUGCACCGAGCCCCGGCACCACAGCAAGCACGACGGAAGGAUCACCAGCGCCUCCUGCCGCUGCGCCAGAAGCGGGCAAGCCGGCAGCAGACCAGCCCGCGCGUCCCGGAGGGGAGAGUUUUGUGAUCAGAAACCUUAAAAAGCUUCCCAGGAACUUCAGUGAGAAGGAGAAAGCAGAACCAAGCAAUACCAUCUCCAGGAACAGCUCUGCAGCGUCACCUACUGAGAGCUCAGGGUCCAAGCUGAAUGGCACUGCAUCCUCCUCAGAAGCACAGCCACCGCCUCUGGCCACACUGGGGCCAGCUGCCGAAACACCUGCCAGUCAGCCUAAAGGGCCCGUCAUUGCUAGCAGGGACUCCGAAAAUGCUGGGUGCAGCCCUGAAGGUCACACAGGGAAGACGAAGACCCCAGAGGAAAUGAAGGAAGAAGCCUUAGCUAAGGAGAUCAUCCACAAGGACAAGUCACUAGCCAGCAUCCUGGAUCCCGAUGCCAAGAUGAAGACCACCAUGGACUUGAUGGAAGGGAUAUUUCCCCGAGGGUCUUGGAUACUUAAAGAGAGCUGGAAAAGGAAAAUAUUGCAGAAAGGGACCGGAGGUUCAGUUCCAGAAGAUAACAAGAAGGACAAAGAAGCUGUUGCGACGUUGGUCUCAUGUCCAGCUUACUGCAUGUCUGUCCCCCAGCCAGAACUCCUGAACAAAGCCAAGGAUUCGCCCAGAGAAGCAGAUGGGGAUGAAGAGCAGGUGGGCAUCAAUGCAAAGAAGGCCGAGCUUAUUGAGAGCUUGUCCCGCAAGCUGGAGACUCUCCAAGAAGCCAAGCAGAACCUGCUGGCUGACAUCAAGCUGAACAAUGCCUUGGGAGAAGAAGUGGAGGCCUUGAUCAGUGGUCUAUGCAAGCCCAACGAGUUUGAAAAAUACAAGAUGUUCAUUGGAGACCUGGAUAAGGUGGUGAGCCUCUUGCUUUCGCUCUCGGGACGCCUGGCCCGGGUGGAGAAUGUCCUCAGCAGCCUCGGAGAAGAUACCAACAAUCAAGAAUGGAGCUCUCUGAAUGAAAAGCGGAAAAUGCUGGCAGGCCAGCAUGAAGAUGCCUGUGAGCUGAAGGAGAACCUCGACCGGCGAGAGCGUGUGGUCCUGAACAUUUUGUGCAAUUACCUUCCAGAGGAAAAGCUUCAGGAAUAUCAGCAUUUUGUGAAGAUGAAAUCUACUCUGCUUAUAGAACAGCGUGAGCUGGAUGACAAGAUCAAACUCGGUCAGGAGCAGCUCAAGUGCCUUGUGGAGGGCCUCCCCACGGACUUCACCCUCCAGAGCAAAACAGCGACGGAACCUCCCGCACCCUCCAGCGGAACCGGCAGUAACAGCAGGCCUCCUGCUCCAUCUUCUUUGCUCUGACCUCUCGCUCCUCCCUAAGUUUAUUUAAUCAGACAGAGCUUUUAACUUUUUAAAUUGAUGAUGAGUUUAUUUUUUUUAAUUAACAUAGGGAAAAUAAACAGCAUGGAAGCAUUUUUUUUUCCUUCUCUGUGACAUUACACUGUAACGCCUCUCUGGAUCCAUGUGGGGUUCUUGUGGGUAAAAGUGAUGCAGAAACGGGCAGCAAGUGAGGUGCAGAAGCGAACAGCAAUGGAAAGGACUGGCUUAUCUUGAAGAAUUUCAGGCUGUUCCCACGAAAGGCGUCUCGGUUCCCUCUGUGCACCGUGGAUCAUUCAAGAAUGAAGGAUAUACAGUAAUGAAGCCUUAAUUAAAAUAUUAAUGUGAUCCCCACUGUCUUGAACAAUAUCGGUAUUUAUAUUUUUUAAACCCACAAGAUAGAAUUCUGUAUAGAUUGUGUACAUAUGCUAACCAGUUAUUUGAUUCUACUUCAACAUGUAUGUAGAAAAAUGUUUUUUUGUUUUACUGAACAGAGGAAAACAGAAGAGGAACACCUUCCCACCCAUCCCGAAUGUAGCCACACACUCUAGCUUGGAGCAUGAUGAACGGUUCGCAGAAAAAGCUUCGGGUCCUUCUGCAGGGGUGCUGAUGCACACAGAAAUGCUGUCUGUGGCUGGUGCUUCGCUUGCAUCGCCCCAGACGUCGGAUGUGGAGGCAGCUGUGCCUGCAGCAGGAGGCAGAUGGGGAGCACGUCCUCCAUUCCGUUGGGUAGGAAUCCCCAGCCAUGCGCGCUGUCCAUGCGCGUACAGGCCACUGGCGCUCACUCGGCGUUCCCACACGCAACAACAUCCGGUGCGUUCCGGCGCGCAGAGGCGAAAUCUCUUCCCCUCUUUCCUGCACGGCAGGGUCCUGUGCAGGUUUGUAAGCAAGGUUCCAUGCGCAGGAUGCACCGCAGCCCCUCCACCCUGGUGCACCAGGCAGUCCCCAGCCCCAGGUGUUUAUCUCUUUCAGUACCCACUGAAUGUACCAGUAAGUGACCUUGCUGAGAAUGCUUUGCACAGCAAAAUACCGUCUUCCAGAUCUGUGAUGUGAAGUGACCACUAUUUCAACAAGCACUUGUGUGAACUAAACAACUCAGGAGUUGGUGUGAAACUGAAGCUAAGAGACUUCUCCCUUGACUCUGUCUUGAGCUCAGUGACCAUUUUAAAACAAUAAACCAGAAGGCAUGGAACCGCAUGCGGCCUGCGAGAUAUUUGAAUGACUUACUGAGGUGGUUCUUUGAAU